Alternaria arbusti is the source of this 399-nucleotide messenger RNA. RefSeq lists its product as uncharacterized. The record is from RefSeq and is a predicted model, not a curated record. NCBI's taxonomy places the organism in Eukaryota, Fungi, Ascomycota, Dothideomycetes, Pleosporales, Pleosporaceae. The transcript has 4 exons. The coding region runs from base 1 to 399 and encodes 132 amino acids.
AUGGCUACUCUGCUUAACGUCUGGUGGUUCAACGACAACCACAGCUACUACACCCGCCUACAGCUGCACGCCAACCGCCGCCUUAUUAUUCCCAAGAUAACGCUUAUCGCCAUGUUUGGCGAACUGCUAGAUGUCCCUGCCCAGAACUUGGUCGAGAACGGCGGCGAGAUCACUAUCAAGAACCACCCCCCUCAAUAUGAGGUUCAAUUCAACGAUGUAGGGAAGCUCCGGGAUCCCCGUGUCUGGUUUGACGCUCGGGUUCUGAAGGAGAUUAUAACUCAGGAAUCAGUAGCAGGCCCCUGUGGUUUCGAGUUCUGCGAUGACAAGCCGAAGUACCUGCUCGACUGUUGGGGGUGGACUAUGGAUUUCCAAGUACAUCCUGCUGGAGUUCGGGUCUAG